Nematostella vectensis (starlet sea anemone) is the source of this 1075-nucleotide messenger RNA. RefSeq lists its product as uncharacterized. Lineage: Eukaryota; Metazoa; Cnidaria; Anthozoa; Actiniaria; Edwardsiidae. Bases 281 to 1000 code for a protein of 239 amino acids. The transcript has 12 exons. The record is from RefSeq and is a predicted model, not a curated record.
UAAUCAUCUAUUGAGUACUAGUAGUUCCUCUUAUAAUGAAAUAAAAAAAAAUUCUAUAGUCCUUAGUAUAAACACUCUUGGAGAAGGCAAGAAACAUGACAAGCAAUCUAAAGUCCACCUUAGAGGAAGUCCAUCUCCACCCCCUUCUAGUGUGGACGACCUUGUACCUGGAGAAUUCUUAAAGGAAAUAUUUGCACGCAAGUUUUGGAGUUGUUGUUGGAACAGUAGGGAGGAGGAGUAUGAGUUUGGUUUUCUGAACCAAAGUAUCACAAAGGGCCAGAUGUGGUAUCACGCACAGGCACUUGGGGACCUGUGUGUGGUACUCGAAAAUUACCAUCAGGCAUGUAUACAAGCCAAGUACUCUGGCAGAUCACUGCUUAUCUGCUCAGGGGUUGAACCAGAUGAGCCAGCCAACGACAUGCUGGCAAGUUUCUUCAGGGAUGUCGAAGACUUGGAGGUCAAACCUCUGCUAUGUGUGUGUUUCAAAGGCACAGAUGAUGAGAGGGCAGUAUCCAGAAAUCAUGGCCAUGGGAGGGAACCAAUACUGUUGGUGUUGCAUGCUAUUGGCUCCAACCUAGGAGUUGUUGCCCGUGCAGAAGAUGUCAAUCUCAGCACUUUUGAUGGAAGGGUCAUCCUCAAAGCCCUAAGCAUAAAGGAAAAAAAGGAAAAAAAGAAAAAGAGAAGGAAUGAAGACAACAAGAAAACUGUUGAUCACAAGACUGGCUAUGAUCCUGACAUGGAUUCUACAUCAGAUACAGGCGAAGAGCAUGAGGUUCACUUCAAAAGUGAAUUGUUGCAGACUUUCAUAGGGGGCAAUGACACCAAAAUAGAAGAAAACAACAAGCAACUCAUAAAAAGAAAAGCUAGGGGCAAUCAAGCAGAAAAGCAAAGAAGUUCAACAAGGGGAAAUAUAUUUAAUCCCAGAGCCGAAGAGAGGACCUCGUCGACUCACUCGAUUGCCUCGGACGGCAGACCUCAAUCACGAGACAAUACGCCAUAAUAAGGAUCUGAUUUUUAAAGAUUAAUUUAUUAUGUAUACUUAAUGAUAAUAAAACAGUGUUAGUGUGACAGCCUU